Drosophila eugracilis is the source of this 719-nucleotide messenger RNA. RefSeq lists its product as uncharacterized. NCBI's taxonomy places the organism in Eukaryota, Metazoa, Arthropoda, Insecta, Diptera, Drosophilidae. The record is from RefSeq and is a predicted model, not a curated record. The coding region runs from base 12 to 590 and encodes 192 amino acids. Gene Ontology annotation, molecular function: odorant binding. The transcript has 3 exons.
CAAUCGCAGUAAUGUCGCCUAGUCUGGUUUUUGUGAUCUUAGUUCUCCUGGGUCUAAAUACUUAUCAAGUGUUUAGCCAAACAACCAUUGAUUGUCAAAGGCCGCCUCAGCUUGUGGAUCCCGCACUUUGCUGCAGAGAUGGAGGCCGCGACCAAGUGGCCGAGCAGUGCGCCCAGCGGAUUUUAGGUACAGCAAAUGGACAGAAACCAGGUGGUCCUCCAUCACUGGAAACAGCUGCGUGCCUUGCUGAAUGCAUCCUCACAUCAUCCAAGUACAUAGAGGAACCCCAAAAGCUAAACUUGGCCAACAUACGCAGUGAUCUCUCGGCCAAGUUCUCCAACGAUAGUGCCUAUGUGGAUGCAAUGACGAUGGCUUACUCUAAGUGCGAGCCCCAAUCGCAGCGCAGAUUGGCAAUGAUCCAACAACAACAGUCGCAGCAGCAACAACAAAGAUGUAGUCCCUUCUCCGCCAUCGUGCUCGGUUGCACCUAUAUGGAAUACUUUAAGAACUGUCCAGAUCAUCGGUGGACGCAAAAUGCCCAGUGCGCCCUGGCCAAAGCCUAUGUCACGCAGUGCGGAUUGGGAGCUUAGCUAGUAGGUAGGAAACUUAUAAAUAAGAUUUAAAUAUAAAAGAAAAAUCAAGAAACAUUAUAUAUUGGGAGAUCAUAUUACAUAAACCAUUAUUUUAAAUCUUAUAUAAUAACUAACGAUUGAAAAGUA